Molecule: messenger RNA, 849 nt
Organism: Lucilia sericata (common green bottle fly)
Lineage: Eukaryota; Metazoa; Arthropoda; Insecta; Diptera; Calliphoridae
Exons: 4
Coding region: 66-671 (201 amino acids)
Source: RefSeq, a predicted model, not a curated record
UUAAAAUAAUUUUAAUAAUUUGUUUAAGUUUUGGGUUUCUAAAGACUUCACAGGCAUUUUGGAAUAUGCAAGAAUUCUUACAGGAAUAUUUACCUUUUACCCAGAAAGAAAGCAUUAUAAAGAAAACUGCCAUUACUAAAGAACUUAAAGAGGUGUGUGAUGAAAAGCAAUUAGUUUUACAAUUGGCACGCUUGUAUGUCACCAGUCCUGAACGUAUUAUUUUAUUAUUAUCAAGGAAAUCUUUAAGCAAAGAGUGUUUAGAGGUGGCGGAUGUAUUGCAGCAUAUAAAUGCCACUAUAUCGGUUAGCAUACCUUUGCCAGCGGCUAAUCUUUAUAUGAAACUUUAUAAUGGUUUGGAUUAUUAUAAUUCAUAUGUUUGUCUUUAUAAUCCGAAUACUAGGGGAAAUCAUCUCACCACUUAUCAUGAAUGCUUAACAGAACUGCAUGAAGAUUUACUAGAUUGUGAGGGUCCGCCCGAUUGGUUUGAAAAAUCCAAUGAAGCUAUAGUUUGCCAAUAUUACAAUGAAAUUAUAAACUGUUAUUAUAUUAAAGCAGCCCUGCUAUGUGGCUUAAAACCAGCUUUAAUGCUGCGUUCCUUUUCAAAUGAAAUCAUGAAAAGAAUAGUAACGGUAACAAGUUUUAUUAAAGGUUUUUUUAUGUUUAUUAAUUAAUGCAAUUACAAUUGGUUCGUUAGUUGUUGUUUUUAGAAAAUAGUUUCUUCUGUUUUUUUUUUGUUGUCUUUAAUAUAUAAUUUAUGUAUAAUUGUUUUAUAAUUUUUUUUUUAUAUAAUUCUUUUUAAUUCGUUUAGUUUAAAUGUAAAAUUUCAAGAUCACUGCCUCAAAUCGAUGA